Callorhinchus milii (elephant shark) is the source of this 1915-nucleotide messenger RNA. Its product is annotated as ectonucleoside triphosphate diphosphohydrolase 2. The record is from RefSeq and is a predicted model, not a curated record. Lineage: Eukaryota; Metazoa; Chordata; Chondrichthyes; Chimaeriformes; Callorhinchidae. Gene Ontology annotation, cellular component: plasma membrane. The transcript is spliced from 9 exons. The coding region runs from base 129 to 1631 and encodes 500 amino acids. Gene Ontology annotation, biological process: nucleoside diphosphate catabolic process. Gene Ontology annotation, molecular function: GDP phosphatase activity; UDP phosphatase activity.
UGGCUGGAUAAAGGAAACCAAUCAAUUGCCAGCAAAACGAAUCAAAAGCAAAGUGACGCUUCCUGCCUGUUGCAUUCUACUACUUAACUUGCAAACAGUGCGGUGUCUCAAAGGCGAGAGAGAGAGAGAUGGGCAGAUUGUGUUACGUUGGGAUCUCGGUUGCUCUCUGUGUUGCUGGGCUGUUAGGUAUUAUUCUACUCUGUGCCACUUCCAAAGACUUGGAGUCGGUCUCCCCCUUUCAGUAUGGCAUUGUGAUCGACGCCGGCUCAUCACGCAGCACCUUAUUUGUUUACAAGUGGCCGUCCAGCAGAGAGAACAACACUGGCAUCGUCAGCCAACACAGCUCGUGCCGUGUGAAAGGCUCUGGCAUCUCGGGCUAUGCCAACAACCCAGGAAAUGCGGGCAGGAGUCUGAAAACAUGUCUGGAACAGGCUCUACAUGACAUCCCAGAGAGCUCACAUAAGCAAACUCCCCUGUACCUGGGAGCCACAGCAGGCAUGAGACUGUUGCAUCUGACAGAUUCCAAGGCCGAGGAGAAUGUCCUUACUGCCGUCGCUGACACCAUGAGAUCUUACCGCUUCGAUUUCCGAGGAGCCAAGGUCCUCACUGGCCAGGAGGAGGGCUUGUUUGGUUGGGUCACCGUCAACUACCUACAGGAGAAUUUCAUCAAGUACAACUGGAUUGGCCAAUGGAUUAAGCCCAGAAAGAGGACCGUUGGGGCCAUGGACUUCGGAGGAGCCUCCACACAGUUGACCUUUGAGACCACAAAAUCGAUGGAAAACCCUAACAGUUUGAUGGUUUUGAAGCUGUAUGAACACGAGUACAAGGUCUACACUCACAGCUACCUGUGCUACGGCAGGGAUCAGGUCAUGAAAAAGGUCAUGUUUCAGAUGAUGAAGAAGCAGCAAUUCGGACCUCAGGUGAUGAACCCGUGCAUGCCUACGGGUUACCAAACCAACCGCACUCUGGGCUUCAUAUACAACAGCCCGUGUAUAAAGGAGGAGAGACCGACCAACAUAUCCGACAGCUCAAUAGUGACCUUCAUCGGCAGCUCCAACCCGACCAAAUGCAAAAACUACCUGCAGGAAAUCUUUGACUUCCAAUCCUGUAACUUCAGCAAAUGCUCCUUCAACGGAAUCUAUCAGCCCCGACUUACCGGCGACUUUAUGGCCUUUUCAGCCUUCUAUUACACGAUAAAUUUCCUGAAGACCACUCUGAAGAAAGACAUUACCACACCUCAUGAGCUGGAAGAGGCAGCCAAGAGCAUUUGUGGAGACAGCAUCGAGCAGCUCCGUGAAAAAGCCCCCACCGUAAAGAUUGAGAGACUGGUGGAUUACUGCACCACCUCCCUCUACAUUCACAUCCUGACGAUCGAAGGGUACAAGUUCAACAAUGAGACCUUCAAAAACAUCUCCUUUCAGCUAAAGGCUGGUGACACGGAGGUCGGUUGGGCGCUGGGAUACAUGCUGAACCUCACCAACAUCAUGCCCGCAGAGCAGGUCUACUUGCACAAGAGCCAAGCGAUGGAGGCCUGGGCUGUGCUCAUCGUUCUCUUCAUCGUGGUGGUGGUGAUGGGCGUCGUCAUCUUGCUCGUGUCACUGCGCUCUGCGAUGGACAACACAGUGUUAUAGUGAUGGCGGCCUGGCCACGAGCAGCAUAGUCACCCGUUACUGCUAACCAACCAAACCCGCCCCAUUUCCUUGGGUCCUGGCAGAUCUGACGUUGGCGUUGUAAUGAGACGAAGUUCAGACGCCAGGACGACACAAGGCCAUCAGCUGGGAACACGCAGCUCACGCCUCAGCCUAGUCGCGCUUGUUCGCUUGUUAGUCGGAGGAUCCACGGAAUGACCUCGUGUAACGCGCUUGCUACUGCAACUGAUACUUUGUUCGUGAACACGCUCACGUGAUGGCUGUUG